Messenger RNA from Eruca vesicaria subsp. sativa (arugula), 1293 nucleotides. The record is from the annotation of a GenBank genome assembly. Lineage: Eukaryota; Viridiplantae; Streptophyta; Magnoliopsida; Brassicales; Brassicaceae.
AUGACUUGUGGACUGCUUCAGAUCCUAGUGAUCUCUUGUUUUAAUCUGAUUUAUCUAUCAAGUCAACAAGAGGUCAAGUUUGUUUAUGACAGUUUUAGCAAGCAAGAGAAUCUUUAUCUUGAUGGAUCUGCAACAGUUCUCUCCAAUGGAUUAUUACAGCUUACAAACGCUUCAGACCAUCAAAUGGCUCAUGUUUUCUACAGGAAACCAAUCGGUCUCAGCUCCUCUAAGCCACUCUCCUUUUCAACACACUUCAUUUGUGCUCUUGUGCCUCAGCCAGGCUUUGAAGGUGGCCAUGGCAUGGCCUUUGUAGUAUCUCCUUCUAUGGAUUUCUCACACGCAGAGUCAGAUAGAUACUUGGGGGUUUUCAACGUUUCCAAAAAUGUAUCUCCUUCUUCUGAUGUGCUUGCUGUUGAGCUUGACACUAUUUGGAAUCCAGAUUUUGAAGACAUUGAUAACAAUCAUGUGGGGAUUGAUGUGCAUAGUCCUCUCUCUGUAGCAAUAGCUUCAGCUUCUUACUAUUCAGACAUAAAGAGGAAGAAUGAAACCAUAAACCUCCUGAGUGGAAAACCAUUACAGGUGUGGGUGGAUUACGAAGACACUAUGAUUAAUGUCUCAAUGGCUCCUCUUGAAGUGGAGAAGCCAAGUCAACCUCUUUUGUCACAACUCAUCAAUCUUACAGAGAUUUUUCCUAAUAGAUCAAGGCUUUUUGUUGGCUUCUCUGCAGCAACAGGGACAGCUACUAGUUAUCAAUAUAUUCUUUCAUGGAGUUUUUGCACAGAGAGAGUAUCUUUACAGAAACUUGACAUCUCAAGACUCCCUGAAGUUCCUAAACCAAGAGCUGAACAUAAGAAUCAUUCUCAACUAAUCAUUGUCCUGCUUGGUUUCCUGGCUACCAUGGGCUUGGGUGUUCUCAUAGGAGUGUAUCUUUUCAGGAAGUGUAAGUAUGCAGAAGUAACUGAAGAAUGGGAAAAGGAGUUUGGUGCACACAGAUUCUCUUAUGAGUCCUUAUACAAAGCAACAAAAGGGUUCAACAAGGAUGAGUUUCUUGGAAAAGGAGAGGAAGUGGAGAUGGUUAUGAAACUUGGUUUGCUUUGUUCAAAUAUUGUGCCGGAAUCAAGGCCUACGAUGGAGCAAGUGGUUCUGUACUUGAAUAAUAGUAUACCUUUGCCAGAUAUCUCACCAUAUGCUGUGGGGUUUAGCAGUCAUUCUUCGGUUCUGAUUGAUGCAGCCUCUCUUGUAGCUUCAAGGAGCUGGUCAGCUUCCUCGGUCUCUUCUUCCUCGGGACAAUAA